UGCAGGAAGUGAGGUGUGAGCGCGGGGGGCGGGGCCCGUUGAUGUGACGUGUCCCUGUGGCCCCGAGCAGAGCGGCCGCACUCCCCGAGCUGUCACCAUGUUGGAUUUUUUCACCAUAUUCAGUAAGGGGGGGAUCGUGCUCUGGUGCUUCCAGGGAGUCCCCGAUUCCUUCACCGGCCCCGUCAACGCGCUCAUCCGCUCAGUCAUCCUCCAGGAGCGCGGCGGAAACAAUAGUUAUAAUCAUGACUCCCUGACUCUGAAAUGUAAACUGGAUAACCAGUUUGAGUUGGUGUUUGUGGUUGGUUAUCAGAAGAUUUUAACGUUAACUUAUGUGGAUAAAUUGAUAGACGAUGUUCAUAAGGAAUUUCGUGAUAAAUAUCGCAAUCAAAUCCAACAGAAUGGCAUUCUGGGAUUACUCAAUGGUUCCUUUGAUUUUCACGAUGAUUUUGACUUCCUUCUCCGGGCAGCGGAGGACACCUGCAAAAUUCGUCCACCCGCCGCCAUGAAAACAUUUGUUCAGUCACAAAAGUCCCAGAAAACUGUUAAGUCCAUGAUUGAGAAGCCAGGGGACAAAGCAAAGGAAAAUAACAAAAAGAGCAAGACUUUUAAAAAAGAGAAUAUUGCACCAGAUACAACUACUGCAAAUAAUAAGUCCCCGGGGGGAUCUAAGGUGAGUGUGUCACCGUCAGCCGGGGACAAGGAAGAGCUAAGCUCGGAAGAGAUCAUGCAACGCAAGCGAGAGGAAUUCUUCCGCAAAAAAAUGAAAGGAGGAGAGAAGGGCAGUAAAUCACCUAAGCCAGAGGCUCCAAAGGAAAAAGGAAAGCAACCUCGUAUUUGGGUGCCUGGCGCCCCAAACACCACAGUACUGGAUUACAGCAAUACCACCAAUGGCAGUAGCCCCGAAGAUGUUUCUGUGCCUGAAGAAGAUCUUGCUGCCCUGCGAUCCCGUGGUGGUGGUAUGCAGGGAAACCUGCCUGAUGUAGAGUGUGAGAGCAGCAGUGAAGAGGAGGAGGAAGACGAGCGGCCGUCAGUAAAAUCCAGCCCUGCUCCGCUAAAAUCCAGCACCAAGAAGAGCAGUUUUGGGGGAAUGUUUGGCAUGCUGAAGGGCCUCGUUGGGGCAAAAAGUUUAAGUUUGGAGGACAUGGAGCCUGUCUUGGAGAAGAUGAAGGACCAUCUGAUUGCAAAGAACGUGGCAGCAGAAAUAGCUAUACAGCUCUGCGAGUCUGUGGCCAAGAAGCUGGAAGGGAAAGUCAUGGGAACCUUUAGCACUGUGACGUCUGCAGUAAAGCAAGCUUUGCAAGAGUCUCUGGUUCAAAUCCUACAGCCAAAACGUCGUGUGGACGUCCUGCGUGAUGUAAUGGAGGCACAACGCCUACGCCGUCCUUACGUGAUCACAUUCUGUGGAGUCAAUGGUGUGGGGAAGUCAACCAAUCUGGCCAAGAUCUCCUUCUGGCUCAUCGAGAAUGGUAUCAGUGUCCUCAUAGCUGCUUGUGACACAUUCCGUGCGGGUGCUGUGGAGCAGUUGCGAACUCACACUCGACGCCUUAACGCUCUGCAUCCUCCAGAGCAGCACAAAGGGCGCACAAUGGUCCAGCUGUACGAGAAGGGCUAUGGCAAGGAUGCGGCUGGCAUUGCCAUGGAAGCCAUAUCAUAUGCUCGUAACCAGGUAUUUGAUGUGGUGCUUGUGGACACCGCUGGUCGCAUGCAAGAUAAUGCUCCUCUGAUGACAGCAUUGGCAAAACUUAUAGCCGUAAACAUGCCGGAUCUCGUGCUCUUUGUUGGGGAAGCUUUAGUUGGGAAUGAAGCCGUGGACCAGUUGGUUAAGUUUAACAAGGCACUGGCUGAUCAUUCGAUGACUGAGAAGCCACGUCUUAUUGAUGGGAUUGUGCUAACCAAAUUCGAUACCAUCGAUGACAAGGUGGGAGCUGCCAUCUCCAUGACGUACAUUACUGGACAGCCAAUAGUAUUUGUAGGUACAGGACAAACUUACUGUGACCUGCGCAGUCUGAACGCCAAGGCUGUAGUUGCUGCUCUAAUGAAGGCUUAAGACCAAUCAACUCGGGUCUCAUUUCCCCUUCACUGUGAUAAGUCAUUGUACUAACGGCCAAUAAUCUAACUGCUUAGCUCGUCCCAUAACGGUUCUCGGUAUUAACUAAUUAUCCAUCUGCUGAGUUCAGUUCUCGUCCAGCACCUUAAAGCCUUGCUAUUCAUUUCCUGCUGCUUUACAGUGUUUUCUCUAUGCAGUUCUCAAAGCAAAUUGUUCUUUAUGUAGUGAAGUCAUGACCGGUAAAGGCCACCGUGCACAUGGUUACCGUGGUGCAUAGGGACAAUUAAUCAUAGGCCUCUUCAAUCAAUUUCUAUAGCAGGAGCUUGCUGGCAGUGUUAAAGAAUAAUACACUCGGUCAGUAGAUGCUGCCAAACUAGUAAUUCCAUUGUUUUGCUGCUAAUGGGAACUGCCUAUAACAAUCCAGUAAUUACUGUCUGAAAUAAGGAAUUCACCAAUUAACCCAAAGAUCUCUCCCUGCCAUUCGUAAUGAUCAGUCUCACCGACACUCACCAGGACUUGGCAAUGCUGGAUUAAUAAAAUGUUGGUAUCCCACGUAUGUCUCCGUGACUCUGUGUAGGACUUGUGGGCUGCAGCCUCUUGGCUACUAUUCUGCCACGAUGGUAGGGGUACAUUAUCGUGUCACUGACCACAAAGGGGGCUGGACUGAGCACCACAGGGAUUGGCAGCCUGUUGCUCAUCGCUCUGAUUCUUUAAGAGUUAAUACCGUAUUUAUUUCUCUGUACCCCAUGCUAUAGUGAUGUGCAAUAUAUGGAUCUCAAUCCAGGAAAACAACAUAAUUUAUAUGAAUAAAUUUCUUAAAUAACA
Molecule: messenger RNA, 2872 nt
Organism: Pelobates fuscus (common spadefoot toad)
Lineage: Eukaryota; Metazoa; Chordata; Amphibia; Anura; Pelobatidae
Gene: SRPRA
Product: SRP receptor subunit alpha
Exons: 14
Coding region: 98-2047 (649 amino acids)
Biological process (GO): SRP-dependent cotranslational protein targeting to membrane; intracellular protein transport
Cellular component (GO): signal recognition particle receptor complex; endoplasmic reticulum membrane
Molecular function (GO): GTPase activity; ATP hydrolysis activity; signal recognition particle binding
Source: RefSeq, a predicted model, not a curated record